UUCAAUAUUUAAGAAAAGAUUAAAAAAAGAUAUUAAUAAAAAAACUGCAAUGUCCAAUUCUACGAUAGUUGAUGAGAUUCGUUGCAAACUAACAAUUGAUUGGAAAGUUCUUGGCUCGAUAUACGAUUUAUUGUGCAAUGAGAAAGCGUUUUGUGUUAGCGAGGCCGAUCGUGGAGAAAAAAUAGUUAAUUUUGUGCAGCCCGAAGAGUUAAAGAAAUUAAUUGAUCUUACAAUUUCGGAACACGAAAAUCAUUCAAUUAAAGAUAUUGAAGAUAUAAUUCGUUCGGUUAUAAAAUAUUCCGUCAAAACUAGUCAUGGUCGAUUUCACAAUCAAUUAUUUGGACAAAUGGAUCCUUAUGGACUUGCAGGCACAUGGAUAAGUGAAGCACUCAACACAAGUGCGUAUACGUUCGAAGUGGCUCCUGUUUUCUCAUUGAUCGAAACUGAAAUUAUACGAAAAGUGUGUGAGAUUGCUGGCUACAAUGAAGGCGAUGGCAUAUUUUCACCAGGUGGAUCGAUUUCAAACAUGUAUGGCCUUGUCUUGGCGCGUUAUAAGCGUUAUCCGAUGAUUAAGUCGGAAGGCUUAUUUGGCAUGCGUCCACUUGUAUUAUUCACAUCGGAAGAAUCUCAUUACAGUUUUAAGAAAGCAGCUCAUUGGAUUGGCUUAGGCUGUGAUAAUUGUGUUGUUGUGAAGACAAACUUGUAUGGUCAAAUGUUAACAACCGAUUUAGAGUCGAAAAUUAAAAGCGUUAAAGCUGAAGGUCGUGAACCAUUCUUUGUAAACGCAACAGCUGGAACAACGGUACUAGGUGCUUUUGAUAAUUUCAAUGAUGUGGCUGCGAUAUGCAAACAGUACGGACUUUGGUUGCAUAUAGACGCAUGUUUAGGCGGUUCUGCUAUGCUUUCUUAUGAUAAUCAUCAUUUGGUUGCGGGCAUUGAACAUUCUGAUUCAUUCUCUUGGAAUCCACAUAAGUCUUUAGGCGCUCCAUUGCAAUGUUCAUUAUUCGUAACUCGAGAGCGUGACUUACUUUCACAUUGCAAUUCUCUCGAAGUGAACUAUCUCUUCCAGCAGGAUAAAUUUUAUGACGUUUCAUAUGAUACAGGAAACAAAAGUGUACAAUGCGGUCGUAAAGUUGAUGCAUUCAAAUUUUGGUUAAUGCUGAAAGCACGUGGCUAUGGAGGGUACGGCCAAUUGGUGGAUCAUGCAAUAUAUAUGGCAAAAAUGUUUACACAAAAAAUUAAACAACGUGGUUCAGAAAGUUUUCGUUUAGUAUUAGACGAGUUUCAGUAUAUGAAUGUUUGUUUUUGGUACAUACCGAAAGCUUUACGUGGGUGCAAUGAAAAUACUAUGGAGUGGAAAGAAUGUCUAUAUACAGUUGCACCAAAAAUUAAGGAACGUAUGAUUAGGCAAGGUACUCUUAUGGUAGGUUACUCACCCUUAGCAUAUCGUGAUAUUGGAAAUUUCUUUCGCAUGGUUUUCACUAGUUUUCCUAUAUUGGAUGAAAAAGAGCUUGAUUUUAUUUUAGAUGAAAUUGAAAGACUGGGUGAGGAGUGUGAAUAUUAAUAUUUAAAUAUAUACAAAAUAUUUUUACUUUAAUUUUUAUAAGU
Messenger RNA from Teleopsis dalmanni, 1608 nucleotides. RefSeq names its product cysteine sulfinic acid decarboxylase-like. Gene Ontology annotation, cellular component: cytoplasm. Gene Ontology annotation, molecular function: pyridoxal phosphate binding; carboxy-lyase activity. Gene Ontology annotation, biological process: carboxylic acid metabolic process. Bases 50 to 1564 code for a protein of 504 amino acids. The record is from RefSeq and is a predicted model, not a curated record. The transcript has 6 exons. Lineage: Eukaryota; Metazoa; Arthropoda; Insecta; Diptera; Diopsidae.